Messenger RNA from Sus scrofa (pig), 3209 nucleotides. It is a transcript of the gene GBE1, whose product is annotated as 1,4-alpha-glucan branching enzyme 1. NCBI's taxonomy places the organism in Eukaryota, Metazoa, Chordata, Mammalia, Artiodactyla, Suidae. Gene Ontology annotation, molecular function: cation binding; hydrolase activity, hydrolyzing O-glycosyl compounds; 1,4-alpha-glucan branching enzyme activity. Gene Ontology annotation, cellular component: cytoplasm. The record is from RefSeq and is a predicted model, not a curated record. Gene Ontology annotation, biological process: glycogen biosynthetic process.
GGUCAAGGCUGAGCAAGGUCUGCACCGGACCCGCCUCCCGGGGUGGCCUCGGCCCCCGGGGCAGAGACGCUGGGAGGAAAGGGUAGGUCUCGGUGGCCUCCAGGUGCGAGCCGCGUGAGUAGGCUGCCUGGGCGCCUCCUCCCCUUUCGGGACGUGCGUCCAGGGCGCACUCCGGGUCCCGCUCCUCCCCGCCCGCGGGGGGGGGGAAGGGGAACAGGGGGCCGUUCUCCCCGGCUAUAAAGGGCCCUGGGCCUCCUCAGCUCGCCUCGGCUUGUCCGGGCGACCUCCGGCUCCGCCCUCGCCGCCUUACUCCCAGCCCGAGCUCCAGUCUCCGCUCAGGCUCCACUCGACACUCUCGGGCCUCGGCUACUCGGGCUGCGGCGGAAGAUGGCGGCUUCGGCUGGUGCCCCGGCUCCCGCCGAAGGCUCUGAGGAGGCGCUGGCCUCUGCCCUGGCCGACGUGCCCGAACUGGCCCGACUUCUAGAGACGGACCCGUACCUGAAGCCCUACGCUCCGGACUUCCAGCGCAGGUAUAAGCGUUUUAACCAGACUUUGACCAACUUUGGAGAGAACGAAGGUGGUAUUGAUAAGUUUUCCAGAGGUUAUGAAUCAUUUGGCAUCCACAGAUGUGCUGAUGGUGGUUUGUACUGCAAGGAAUGGGCCCCAGGAGCAGAAGGAGUUUUUCUUACUGGAGACUUCAAUGAUUGGAAUCCAUUUUCAUACCCAUAUAAAAAACUGGAUUUUGGGAAAUGGGAGCUGUAUAUCCCACCGAAGCAGAAUAGAUCUGUCCUAGUACCUCAUGGAUCCAAAUUAAAGAUUGUUAUUAGAAGUAAAAGUGGAGAGAUCUUAUAUCGUAUUUCACCGUGGGCAAAGUAUGUGACUCGUGAAGGUGAUAAUGUGAAUUAUGAUUGGACACACUGGGAUCCAGAACACCCAUAUAAAUUUAAGCAUUCCAAACCAAAGAAGCCAAAAGGUCCAAGAAUUUAUGAAUCUCAUGUGGGAAUUUCUUCCUAUGAAGGAAAAAUAGCUUCAUAUAAACAUUUUACAUGCAAUGUACUACCAAGAAUCAAAGACCUUGGAUACAACUGCAUUCAGUUGAUGGCAAUCAUGGAACAUGCUUACUACGCCAGUUUUGGUUACCAAAUCACAAGCUUCUUUGCAGCUUCAAGCCGUUAUGGAACUCCUGAAGAGCUGAAAGAAUUGGUUGACACAGCUCACUCCAUGGGUAUUACAGUCCUCUUAGAUUUGGUGCACAGUCAUGCCUCAAAAAAUUCAGAAGAUGGAUUGAAUAUGUUUGAUGGGACAGAGUCCUGUUAUUUUCAUUAUGGACCUCGAGGGAAUCAUAAUCUUUGGGACAGUCGAUUGUUUGACUAUUCCAGCUGGGAAGUUUUAAGAUUUCUUCUAUCAAACAUAAGGUGGUGGUUAGAAGAAUAUGGCUUUGAUGGAUUCCGUUUUGAUGGUGUUACAUCCAUGCUCUAUUAUCAUCAUGGAAUAGGUCAAUCCUUUUCAGGUGAUUAUCAUGAGUAUUUUGGAUUACAUGUAGAUGAGGAAGCUUUGACUUAUCUCAUGUUGGCAAAUCAUUUGAUUCACACGCUGUAUCCAGAUUCUAUAACAAUAGCUGAGGAUGUAUCAGGAAUGCCAACUCUGUGUUCUCCUAUUUCCCAGGGAGGGAGUGGCUUUGACUAUCGAUUAGCCAUGGCAAUUCCAGAUAAAUGGAUCCAGCUACUUAAAGAAUUUAAAGAUGAAGACUGGAAUAUGGGCAAUAUAGUGUAUACACUCACAAACAGACGCCACCUUGAAAAGAGCAUUGCUUAUGCAGAGAGCCAUGAUCAGGCACUUGUUGGGGAUAAGACACUGGCGUUUUGGUUGAUGGAUGCUGAAAUGUAUACCAACAUGAGUGUCCUGACCCCGUUUACUCCAGUUAUUGAUCGUGGAAUACAGCUUCAUAAAAUGAUUCGACUCAUUACUCAUACACUUGGUGGAGAAGGCUAUCUCAAUUUCAUGGGUAAUGAAUUUGGGCAUCCUGAAUGGUUAGACUUCCCAAGAAAAGGAAAUGACGAGAGCUACCAUUAUGCAAGAAGGCAGUUUCAUUUAACUGAUGACGACCUUCUUCGCUAUAAGUUCCUAAAUAACUUUGACAGGGAUAUGAAUAAAUUGGAAGAAAGAUGUGGUUGGCUUUCAGCUCCACAGGCCCAUGUGAGUGAAAAGCAUGAAACCAAUAAGGUCAUUGCUUUUGAGAGAGCAGGUCUUCUUUUUGUUUUCAAUUUUCAUCCAAGCAAGAGCUACACUGAUUACCGAGUUGGAACGACAUUGCCAGGAAAGUUCAAAAUUGUGCUAGAUUCAGAUGCAGCAGAAUAUGGAGGACACCAGAGACUGGACCACAAUACCGACUUCUUCUCUGAACCUUUUGAACAUAAUAAGCGUCCCUACUCUCUUUUGGUGUACAUUCCAAACCGAGUGGCCCUCAUCCUUCAGAACGUGGACCCGCCCAACUGAAGAGUCUGAUUUCAGCUCCACAAGAGGAAGAUGCGCGCUUUGUUUUCCCACACUUAUUGUCACAGAGCUUAUAAUGUGCAAGCUUUUCAAAUAUAUUUGUCUAGGCAAAAUGUCAGAUGUCUGAAUUCAAUAUUGGCUUUGAAAAUGAAUGUCAGAGUUUUCUUUAAGGAGUAGAGGGGGUCAUAGUUUUGAAAUUUUACAGAUUCUAGACUAUAUCUUCAGCCAUCUGGACAGCUAGGUGUCUCAAAUGAAGUGCCAUAUAUAUAUAUAAAAUUAUGUGUUUAAAUAGUUUGUCUUACUGGCCAAUUAUGUGAUCCUUUAAGUUCAAAUUUGAAUCAUGUGUCAUGUUUGAUUAUUUCUGUUGAAUGUAUAGUAUUUUUUUUAAUGGCAGAUAUUCUAUGACUUUAUUCUAAUGUCUCUUGGUCUAAAUAACAGAAUGCCAAGACUGUUAUUCUCCUUUAUCAAAUUGUGUUUAGAAAUACUGUAAUAAGUAUAUAGUCAUAAUAUAAAACUAAGAAUUGUGUCAAAGUUAAUAUAAAGUCAUUGCCUAUGAAUUCAGCCAUGCCUUAUUUUGCAUAAGUUUUAUCUGUGUUCUCUUGUUCACGUACUAUCUUGGUAGACGCUAAUAUCUCCUUUUCUGAGGUUAAUUGUAACAUUUCACAAGAUAUCUUUUACUUUCAGUCAAUAAAAAUAAAGCAAAAUUGCAAACUUGC